CACACUGAUCUACACCGAUAGCAAAGAGCUUCAGCAAUUGUCUGUCGACCAAGGUGUUCCUCUUGCAGUAGGUGGAAGGCAGCCCCCGGGGCCCCCGGGGAAGUGGUGGAAUCGCCCUUCAUUCCAUUCUUCAGUCUUGCUUGGGUCGCCAGGAGUGGCGAGGAGCGGAGACGGUGACCGCUGGUUGCACGGAACACCGAGUGUUACUUCAGCAAAACUUUUUGAGCGCCCCGCUUCGUUGCUUCCCUGACAGAUCAACUCCUGCCUGGCUGCGGUUCCCCAUCCCGACAUCUAAGGGGGUUAGAUAUUCUUUUAAGCGAGCGGCCGAUUCCUUUUGUUAGAAUAACCCGAUACCCGAGCAGCCUCUGUGACCAAAUGCUCGAUUGCUCUUUUGGAUAUUAUUUAAAGGAGAGAAAUCAAUCGCAUUACUGAAAUGCUAUUGGGCGAUAUUAUGAGAUUAGACUUGGAGAAAAUCGCCCUGGACUACAUUGUACCUUGUUUGCGCGAUAUUGGCUUUUGCUACUUGGACAAUUUCUUGGGCGAGAUAAUAGGGGACUGCGUCUUGGAAUGUGUGAAACAAAUGCAUUAUAGAGGGGAGUUGCACGACGGUCAACUGGCCGGCCAGCGCCAGGGCAUCUCCAAGAGACACUUGCGAGGAGACCAGAUAAAAUGGAUCGCAGGCACCGAGGAAGGAUGCGAGGCCAUCAACUUUCUCUUGUCGCUGGUAGAUAGGCUGGUGAUGUUUUGUGGCAGUAGAUUGGGUAAAUACUAUGUCAAGGAAAGGUCUAAGGCUAUGGUAGCUUGCUAUCCUGGGAAUGGAACUGGCUAUGUGCGUCAUGUGGACAAUCCCAAUGGAGAUGGGCGAUGUAUCACCUGCAUUUAUUACCUGAACAAGAACUGGGAUUCAAAGCUGCAUGGGGGGAUCCUACGAAUAUUCCCCGAAGGCAGGUCCUAUGUAGCUGAUGUUGAGCCCAUCUUUGACAGAUUACUUUUUUUCUGGUCAGACCGAAGAAACCCACAUGAAGUGCAGCCUUCCUAUGCAACAAGGUAUGCAAUGACUGUAUGGUAUUUCGAUGCAGAGGAAAGAGCAGAAGCCAAAAAGAAAUUCAGGAAUUUAGUUGAUGCAGGAAAGACAGAAGCAGUUCUCGGUGAAGACUGAAUAACAAAUGACUUGAUACAAUUUUUGUGUAAUGAUAAUUUUCAGACUAUUUGCAAGCAAUAAGAUCCAAAGAUUACAUGGUCUGUUUUUUUAUGAUUAUCGGAUAUUCUUCAAUGCACUAUUUUUGACAUUACCUAAUGUUUGCAUAUUACCACGAUGGUACUCAUGACAGCUUCCAAUCUCUUCUAUUUGGCAUAAGCAUCCCUCUUCUCUUCUUGCCUUUGAAUUGAAGAAUACCACCCGAAUGAAGAAUAUCACCAAGUCUCAUAUGAUAUCAAGUUGAAGAUGGCAAUACUAGUAAUAAAAAUACUAAACAUUUGAAACAAUUGAGGAACCUGAGUCUAUUUGCACUUUAGUUACAUUUUCUGGUUCGGUGGAAAGGAACUUUACGAAGGAUCCUCACUGGCAGGUUGCAGA
Messenger RNA from Thamnophis sirtalis, 1576 nucleotides. RefSeq names its product egl-9 family hypoxia inducible factor 3 (gene EGLN3). Gene Ontology annotation, molecular function: L-ascorbic acid binding; peptidyl-proline 4-dioxygenase activity; ferrous iron binding. Gene Ontology annotation, cellular component: cytoplasm; nucleus. The record is from RefSeq and is a predicted model, not a curated record. Gene Ontology annotation, biological process: cellular response to hypoxia; peptidyl-proline hydroxylation to 4-hydroxy-L-proline. NCBI's taxonomy places the organism in Eukaryota, Metazoa, Chordata, Lepidosauria, Squamata, Natricidae.